Molecule: messenger RNA, 1763 nt
Organism: Cucurbita pepo subsp. pepo (vegetable marrow)
Lineage: Eukaryota; Viridiplantae; Streptophyta; Magnoliopsida; Cucurbitales; Cucurbitaceae
Product: auxin transporter-like protein 1
Source: RefSeq, a predicted model, not a curated record
UUUAAAUUUUUGCUCGAUUUUUAUGGUCCUCUCUGUCUAGAUUCAUCAAGAACAUGACAAUAUCCAAACAGGUUGAAGAAGCCAGUUUCUCAGGGCAGAAUCAAACCAUGGUUGAAUCAAAUGAGAGCGAUGGAGAAGAUAAGGCGAAUGAAUUACCAUUUAGCUUCAAAAGCCUCCUCUGGCAUGGAGGCUCUGUUUAUGACGCCUGGUUCAAUUGUGCAUCAAAUCAGGUCGCUCAGGUGCUGUUAUCUCUGCCAUACUCUUUCUCUCAACUGGGAAUGCUCUCAGGCAUCAUAUUUCAAGUAUUUUACGGCAUUAUGGGAAGCUGGACUGCAUAUUUGAUUAGCAUUCUGUACGUUGAGUAUCGAACACGAAAGGAAAAGGAGAAUGUUAGCUUCAAGAACCAUGUCAUUCAGUGGUUUGAAGUGCUGGAUGGGCUGUUGGGUCCAUACUGGAAGGCUGCUGGCCUGGCUUUCAGCUGUACCUUCCUCCUCUUUGGCGCUGUCAUUCAGCUAAUAGCUUGUGCAAGCAACAUAUAUUACAUAAAUGACAAGCUGGAGAAGAGGACAUGGACUUACAUAUUUGGAGCGUGCUGUGCCACGACUGUGUUUGUGCCAUCUUAUCACAACUAUAGAAUAGCGUCUUUCCUUGGCCUUGGAAUGACCACUUACACUGCUUGGUAUUUGACCAUUGCAGCUCUUCUUCAUCGCCAGGUGGAAGGGGUCAAACAUUCAGGUCCAACCAAAAUGGUGCUCUACUUCACUGGUGCAACCAACAUACUCUACACUUUUGGUGGCCACGCCAUCACUGUGGAAAUAAUGGACGCCAUGUGGAAGCCUCGAAAAUUCAAGACUAUUUAUUUCACUGCCACUCUUUACGUCUUCACUUUAACCAUCCCCUCCGCUGCCGCUGUCUACUGGGCUUUCGGCGACCAACUCCUUGCUCACUCCAACGCCUUCUCUCUUCUUCCCGUCAGCGGAUGGCGUACCGCCGCCGUCGUUUUCAUGCUCAUUCAUCAGUUUGUAACAUUUGGGUUUGCUUGUACGCCGUUGUAUUUCGUGUGGGAGAAAGUGAUUGGAAUGCAUGAUUCAAAGAGCAUGUGUCUGAGGGCGCUUGCCCGAUUACCGGUUGUGAUACCCAUUUGGUUUUUGGCCAUUAUUUUCCCCUUUUUCGGACCCAUCAACUCUGCGGUGGGGGCGCUUCUGGUUAGCUUCACCGUCUACAUCAUCCCUUCUUUAGCACACAUGCUCACUUUCAGAUCUGCCUCUGCCCGACAGAAUGCUGCAGAGAAACUUCCCUUCUUCCUCCCUAGCUGGGUAGCCAUGUAUGUGGUGAACAGUUUUAUAGUGGUCUGGGUCCUGGUCGUUGGGUUUGGAUUUGGAGGGUGGGCUAGCAUAGCCAACUUCAUCAAGCAAGUCGACACUUUUGGGGUUUUUGCGGAGUGCUACCAGUGUCCACCCAAGGCCCCAACAACUGCCCAUCAUUGAAUUGUCUCUCUACUGUAUAAAUAUCGAAGGCGUACACAGAAGAGCAUCAGACUUCCCCUCCUGAUGUGCACAUAUUAAUCAGCCAAAUCUUGUCUCUUUCAUCUUUGUGUUUUUUACAUUGGAUGAGUAUUUCGAUAUUUACAUUAACUUGAAUAGGUUUUAGUUUCAAGAAUAACCAUUGUGUUAUUUGAGAUUUUUAGAAAAUAGAUAAUUACAAUGUGUUUCUACCAAGAGUUGAUUUCAUAAUCUCGAAAGUUAAAAGUGAAAAUUAAUACA